Molecule: messenger RNA, 1239 nt
Organism: Tauraco erythrolophus (red-crested turaco)
Lineage: Eukaryota; Metazoa; Chordata; Aves; Musophagiformes; Musophagidae
Source: RefSeq, a predicted model, not a curated record
GCUGGCUUUGAGAUCUUUGAUUUCAACAGCUUUGAGCAGCUGUGUAUCAACUUCACCAAUGAGAAGCUGCAACAGUUUUUCAACCACCACAUGUUCGUGCUGGAGCAAGAGGAGUACAAGAAGGAAGGAAUUGAAUGGACAUUCAUUGACUUUGGGAUGGACCUGGCUGCUUGCAUUGAGCUCAUUGAGAAGCCCAUGGGUAUCUUCUCCAUCCUGGAAGAGGAGUGCAUGUUCCCCAAGGCAACUGACACCUCUUUCAAGAACAAGCUCUAUGAUCAGCAUUUGGGCAAGUCCAGUAACUUCCAGAAGCCGAAACCUGCCAAAGGGAAGGUUGAGGCCCACUUCUCCCUGGUGCACUAUGCUGGAACAGUGGACUACAAUAUCACUGGCUGGCUUGAGAAGAACAAAGACCCUCUGAAUGAAACUGUCAUUGGGUUAUACCAGAAGUCAUCUGUGAAGACAUUGGCCUUGCUUUUUGCAAGCUAUGGUGGAGCAGAAGCAGAGGGUGGUGGUGGCAAAAAGGGUGGCAAGAAGAAGGGCUCUUCUUUCCAGACUGUCUCAGCUCUUUUCCGGGAGAACUUAAACAAGCUGAUGACCAAUCUACGGAGCACUCACCCCCAUUUUGUCCGUUGCAUCAUCCCAAAUGAAACAAAAACACCUGGUGCCAUGGAGCACGAACUGGUGCUACACCAGCUGCGGUGUAACGGCGUGCUGGAAGGCAUCAGAAUUUGCAGGAAAGGUUUUCCCAGCAGAGUCCUCUAUGCUGACUUCAAACAGAGAUACAAAGUGCUUAAUGCCAGUGCUAUCCCAGAGGGACAGUUCAUUGACAGCAAGAAGGCUUCUGAGAAGCUUCUGGGGUCAAUCGAUGUGGACCACACACAGUACAAAUUUGGCCACACCAAGGUGUUCUUCAAAGCUGGGCUGCUGGGACUCCUGGAGGAGAUGAGGGAUGAGAAGCUGGCACAGCUCAUCACCCGCACACAGGCCAGGUGCAGGGGCUUCCUGUACAAUGUUCGUGCCUUCAUGAAUGUGAAGCACUGGCCCUGGAUGAAGCUGUUCUUCAAGAUCAAGCCCUUGCUGAAGAGUGCAGAAUCUGAGAAGGAGAUGGCCAACAUGAAACAAGAGUUUGAGAAAACCAAGGAAGAGCUUGCAAAGUCUGAGGCAAAGAGGAAGGAGUUAGAGGAGAAAAUGGUGGCCCUGCUGCAGGAGAAAAACGACCUGCAGCUCCAAGUGCAGGCU